GCCCGGCCCGAGGCGGCGUGCGGAGUGGGAGGAGCGGGGCACAGCCGGCCGGGGCGCUGGUGCCCAGGGGUCCCGGCGCGGGGGCGGCGGGCGCAGGAAGGGGUCCGGCGCGCCGAGGACCCCCGGGCGGACCGGGCCGAGCGCGGGCCGCCAUGGGCCCCGGGGGCAGCCGGCGCCUGCAGGAGCCCGGCGCGGUGGCGGGCACGCCGGCCAGGAGCGGGGCGACCAGCUUGGGCUUCGACAACUGCCCUCUGGAGGAGGCGGCGGCUGCGGAGGGGCGGCUCUGCGCGGCCGGGGGAGCCCCGACUCUCGCAGACUCUGCAGAGGGCCCGGCCCCCAACGACCGCUACCACGCCAUCUACUUCGCGAUGCUGCUGGCCGGCGUGGGCUUCCUGCUGCCCUACAACAGCUUCAUCACCGACGUGGACUACCUGCACCACAAGUUCCCAGGGACCUCCAUUGUGUUCGACAUGAGCCUCACCUACAUCUUGGUGGCUCUGGCGGCGGUGCUGCUGAACAACGUGCUGGUGGAGAGGCUGAGCCUGCACACCAGGAUCACCGCGGGCUACCUCUUGGCCUUGGGCCCCCUCCUCUUCAUCAGCAUCUGUGACGUGUGGCUGCAGCUCUUCUCGCGGGACCAGGCUUACGCCAUCAACCUGGCCGCUGUGGGCACCGUGGCCUUCGGCUGCACAGUGCAGCAAUCCAGCUUCUACGGGUACACGGGGAUGCUGCCCAAGAGGUACACGCAGGGCGUCAUGACUGGGGAGAGCACGGCCGGCGUCAUGGUCUCGCUGAGCCGCAUCCUCACCAAGCUGCUGCUGCCGGACGAGCGGGCGGGCACGCUCAUCUUCUUCCUGGUCUCCGCCGGCCUGGAGCUGCUCUGCCUCCUGCUGCACCUGCUGGUGCGGCGCAGCCGCUUCGUGCGCCAGCACACCCUGCGGCCCCGCGACCGCCGCCCGGGCCUCGGCGCCGGCUACCGCGUGCACCACGACGUGGCUGCCGAGGACAUCCACUUUGAGGACCGGGGCCCAGCCCCUGCCGGAAGCGCGUCGCCGAAGGGCAGCCCGGCCCACGAGGUGGUCAUCCGCGGAAGGGGAGCCUACGUGCGCUUCGACGUGCCGCGGCCGAGGGCGGAGCGGAGCUGGCCGUCCUUCACAGCCCUGCUGCUGCACCGGUACAUGGUGGCCCGCGUCAUCUGGGCCGACAUGCUGUCCAUCGCCGUGACCUACUUCAUCACGCUGUGCCUGUUCCCGGGGCUGGAGUCCGAGAUCCGGCACUGCGCGCUGGGCGAGUGGCUGCCCAUCCUCAUCAUGGCCGUGUUCAACCUCUCCGACUUCGUGGGCAAGAUCCUGGCCGCCCUGCCCAUGGACUGGCGGGGCACGCACCUGCUGGCCUGCGCCUGCCUCCGCGUGGUCUUCAUCCCCCUCUUCAUCCUGUGCGUCUACCCCAGCGGCACGCCCACCCUCCGCCACCCGGCCUGGCCCUGCGUCUUCUCCCUGCUCAUGGGCAUCAGCAACGGCUACUUCGGCAGCGUGCCCAUGAUCCUGGCGGCCGGCAAAGUGGGCCCCCGGCAGCGGGAGCUGGCAGGGAACACCAUGACCGUGUCCUACAUGACGGGGCUGACGCUGGGCUCCGCCGUGGCCUACUGCACCUACAGCCUCACCCGUGACGGCCACCGGAGCUGCCUCCAGUCCUCGGCCGGCAACGCCUCCUUCCCCGCCGGCCUCUGAGCCGGCCUGCCGGCCCUGCCCUGCCCAGGGAGGGCCACCGAGACCCGCACCGGGGCCCCCGGGCCUGAGACCCCCUCCCCACCCCAGCCUGCCGUGCCUGCGAGCCCUGGCCGCCUCCGUGCCAACGCCACCCUCUCUGGGCCCGGCCGCCCGCACUGCAGCCCCAGGGCUCCGCCAGCUCUCAGAGGCCUCGGGCGUGUCACUGCCCCCACCCCGGGGCUCUGCCCAGCACUGUGCUCUGCGUCUCAUCUCACGCCCACGCCUCGCCCUCUGUCUGCGUCCAGGGCUCUGUGGGGGCCACUCACAGCCAUCCCCACUCAGAAGAGCGGACCGCCAGCCACUGCCCCCGUGGGGACCCCCACUGCCAGGUCAGCACUGAGGGCCCCUGGGCCCCAACCAUCCCGCCCACAGCCCCUGACUGAGCCCCUCCUCCCCUGGGGGCCCUCCAGGAGGACGGCCUGCCCCUCCCUGCCCACGGCACAGCUGUGACCGCCGCUCCACCGCUCUGUGUCCCACCAGCCACCUGUCUGUCCACUAACUGUACCGCACUGGCCAUUAAAAGACGAAGGCAGAGAAACUGCCCCACGGC
This is a messenger RNA of Phyllostomus discolor (pale spear-nosed bat), 2319 nucleotides long. It is a transcript of the gene SLC29A4, whose product is annotated as solute carrier family 29 member 4. The transcript is spliced from 11 exons. The record is from RefSeq and is a predicted model, not a curated record. Gene Ontology annotation, cellular component: plasma membrane. Lineage: Eukaryota; Metazoa; Chordata; Mammalia; Chiroptera; Phyllostomidae. Gene Ontology annotation, molecular function: nucleoside transmembrane transporter activity; monoamine transmembrane transporter activity. Gene Ontology annotation, biological process: nucleoside transmembrane transport. The coding region runs from base 153 to 1730 and encodes 525 amino acids.